GCUACCAGCGCUUGCUAAAACAGUAAAACAAAGAAGAAAAAGGAGAGAAACAAAUCAACAAUGGCAAUGGCAAUGGCAAUGGAUUCAAACACUGGUGGAGAAGAAUUUGGAAUUGGAUGGUUCCUCUCCAUUAAAACAACACUGGGAGAUGAAUUUGAAGGUCAAAUCAUCACCUUCGAUAAAGCCUCCAACAUUCUUGUUCUACAAGAAGGUUCUAAAACUGGACCUAGAAGAAAUAUAAGAUUAUUGAAAGCAAAUCAUAUCAAGGAAUUUACUUUGUUAGGUCAAGGUGAAGAUCCACUUGAUAUUAAUAACUGUUAUGUUGAUCUCAAUAGUGUUCAAGCUAAGGAAGAAUCUGCUAUCAGGCAAGCGGAGGUCGAAGCGGAGAGGAUUGGUGUUGGAGUUAGUAAUGAAGCACAGAUCAUAUUCGACGCGUUGUCUAAGACGCUGCCAGUUCGUUGGGAUAAAACUGCCAUAGUUGUGAUGAAUGAAGUUCGAGUGAGCAGUCCGUAUCUCCCAGAAAAUGUUAGUGGAGGAACCCCCGCUGCCAAUGAGCGGGUGAAGAAAGUGCUCGAGCUUCAGAGGAAGAAGUUGCACACUCCUGGACAGUGAAGAGAUUUUUGCUCAUGUAGGUGCGUGGAAGAUGUUGGUUAUGCUAAAUCCACCGAAUAGGACCAGUCAUAAGUGGUGUCUUCUGAACUAUGUGAGAUGAUGCUGAUCAUGUAAGAUUAUAUACAGUUCUUUUUCCUUUCAAGAGGAGCAAUAUAGUUGGCAUCUCUCACUGGUUCAGUAAAUGCAUGUAUUCUUGUAUUGCUGUUUGCUUUAUGUUGCGUUUAUUUCGUCAUUUCUUGGGGUUAGAUUCUUGUUGUCAUCAGCAGUGAUAGCAAAUUACUUAUGAUAUGAUAUUCCCGAGGACAACCAAUUUAGAAACUAUAUUUGAAAUAUUGAAAAUUUGUGGCAGCGCAUCAUAUGCUGCUGCUAA
Messenger RNA from Papaver somniferum (opium poppy), 982 nucleotides. RefSeq lists its product as uncharacterized. The record is from RefSeq and is a predicted model, not a curated record. Bases 61 to 612 code for a protein of 183 amino acids. The transcript has 4 exons. Lineage: Eukaryota; Viridiplantae; Streptophyta; Magnoliopsida; Ranunculales; Papaveraceae.